Molecule: messenger RNA, 4906 nt
Organism: Diachasmimorpha longicaudata
Lineage: Eukaryota; Metazoa; Arthropoda; Insecta; Hymenoptera; Braconidae
Gene: Glurb
Product: metabotropic glutamate receptor 2-like
Exons: 16
Coding region: 381-3515 (1044 amino acids)
Biological process (GO): G protein-coupled receptor signaling pathway
Cellular component (GO): plasma membrane
Molecular function (GO): adenylate cyclase inhibiting G protein-coupled glutamate receptor activity
Source: RefSeq, a predicted model, not a curated record
CGAGCCGCGCGCGUUUCCCCAAUGGAUUCUACUCCUACAAACCUCAACACAUCGAUACUCCGAGACAAUUAUAUCCAGCCAACGCCCCCCGGAGUCGGUGAAUAAAAUCCCAUUAAUUACUCAAAGUGCAGUGAAAAUUCAAAUUACAAAGCUCGAGCAAUUUCCCACGACAGUUGGACCCUUUCAAAACCAGUGAUAACAACGGUGUACGGUUGUUACCAAUGAUUCCAGUAAGCUGUCCAUCAACUACUCUGCAAUUAUAAAUCCUGAACAUUAUGAGAAAUUCUCCCAGCGAACGCCACUCAAGACAUCCAACAUUCCCAUUUCAAGUGAAGUAUCCAAAGAACUGAGACCCCAGACGUGAUAAUGAUUAAAGAGUCAUGAAGAAUCUCGUGCUGAUGAUGAUGCUGAUGGGCUGGAUGUGCCACUGGAGUUGUGCUCGUUGGACAUCGGUGGAGGGCAUCUUAAAGAAUCCUUAUUCUCAAAAAAAUCGAACACUGGAUCUGUUCAGCUAUGAAUUCAAGCAUUUGCCUCCCAUGACAAUGGUUGAUGGGCAUGAUGAUGGGUUUGGGUAUCCGGAGGAUUUCCUCUUUCACCAUCGCCUGAAGAAUCCGAUAACUAAACACGGUAUCAGACACAGCGACAGAUUGUUUCGUUCCAUCGAGAUGAAUUCACGGUCUGGCCAAAUUGUCUGGCCGGUCAAGAAGGAAGCGGUGGUCGAGGGUAAUCUGGUGCUUGGUGGGCUGAUGAUGGUACAUGAACGCAAGGACAAUGUUACUUGUGGUCCAGUGAUGCCGCAGGGGGGUGUUCAAGCACUCGAGGCCAUGCUGUACACCCUGGACUGGGUGAACCGCCGGAAGAUCGUUCCUGGAGUUAAAAUCGGUGCACAUAUCCUUGAUGACUGUGAUAAGGACACUUAUGGAUUGGAGAUGGCUGUGGACUUCAUUAAAGGAUCCAUUAGCAAUAUCGACGGGGCGGAAUAUCACUGCAAUAAAACGGCGGUACGAAAGGUCAUCAGUGGAGUUGUUGGAGCUGCUAGUUCAGUAACGUCCAUUCAGGUGGCCAACCUAUUGCGUCUCUUCAGAAUACCACAGGUUUCAUUCUUCUCAACGAGUCCUGAACUCUCCAACAAACAGCGCUUCGAAUACUUCACGAGAACAAUUCCCAGUGAUCAUUAUCAAGUCAAAGCGAUGGUCGAUAUCGUCAGGAAGAUGGGCUGGAGUUAUAUUUCAAUAAUAUAUGAAGAGAGUAAUUACGGUAUAAAAGCUUACGAGGAACUUGAGGAGCUUUUAGCAAAAUAUCAAAUAUGCAUUGCCAUCAAAGAGAAACUUGUGAAGGAUUCCGGGGUUGCCGAUGAAACAGCAUACGACAGUAUCGUGCAGAAGCUACUAACGAAGCCCAGGGCCAGAGGGUGCAUUAUAUUCGGAUCCGAUCAGGAGGUAGCGGGCGUAAUGAGAGCAGUUCGGCGGUGCAACGCAACUGGUGCAUUUUCCUGGAUUGGAAGUGAUGGCUGGAGUGCAAGAGGAUUAGUCAGCAAUAAUAAUGAGCCCGAAGUCGAGGGCACAUUGUCUGUUCAACCGCAGGCAAAUCCUGUUGAGGGUUUCGAGGACUAUUUUCUCGGUUUAACUGUGGAAAAUAAUCGGAGAAAUCCCUGGUUCGUGGAGUUUUGGGAGGACCACUUUGAAUGUCGCUAUCCAAACUCCUCCGAGACACCUUACAAUCAGAAGCACAAGAAGAAUUGCACCAGUCAGGAACGUCUGACAAAGCAGAAUACAGCCUUUGAGGAUCAACUGCAGUUCGUUUCAGAUGCUGUUAUGGCAUUUGCUUAUGCAUUCCGAGAUAUGCACGCUGACCUGUGCCGCGGGGAGUUUGGCCUUUGCGAUGCUAUGAAACCUACAAAGGGCACAGAACUACUGAAGUACCUCAGGAAAGUCGAAUUCAAGGGUCUGACAGGUGACCAAUUUCACUUCGAUAAAAACGGAGACGGCCCUGCCAGGUACAAUAUCAUUCAUUUCAAGCAAGUUUCACCAGGAGUCUACAAGUGGAUACGAGUUGGACAAUAUUUGGAGGGAGAGUUGAGUCUCAAUAUGUCAGAUAUCCAAUUUGGCCUGGGUAAUCCUCAACCACCGGAGAGUGUUUGUUCGUUACCCUGCCGGGUCGGCCAAGCAAAAAAAUACGUUGAAGGCGAAAGCUGCUGCUGGCACUGCCUGGAUUGCACCCAGUAUCAGAUCAGACAUGCGGAAGAUCAAACGAGAUGUGUGCAAUGCCCCCAGGGGACAGUUCCCGAUGAAACACAUUCCCAUUGCAAGGAUAUUCCCGAGGAAUUUCUCAAACCCGAUAGCGGAUGGGCUAUCGGCGCCAUGUCGUUCUCUGCCAGUGGAAUACUUGUAACAUUAUUCGUCGUCGGCGUAUUCUUCAAGAACAACGAUACCCCCAUAGUUCGUGCAUCCGGUCGUGAAUUAUCUUACAUUCUCCUGACCGGAAUUCUCCUCUGUUACUUGGUCACAUUCACCCUAGUACUAAAACCAACGGACAUUGUAUGCGGUAUCCAGAGGUUCGCUGCCGGCUUCUGUUUCACCGUAGUAUAUGCAGCUCUCCUCACUAAAACUAAUAGAAUAGCUCGUAUAUUCAAAGCCAGCAAGAAGAGCGCCAAGAGGCCAUCCUUCAUAUCACCAAGAUCUCAGCUCAUCAUCUGUACGAUGCUCGUUGGUGUUCAGAUUCUUAUCAAUGCUGUUUGGAUGGUGAUUGAUCCAGCCAAAGCGAGACAUCAUUAUCCCACACGGGAAGACAAUCUUCUCGUCUGCAAUAGCUACAUCGAUGCUAGCUACAUGAUAGCAUUCACCUAUCCGAUUAUAUUGAUCGUCGUCUGCACGGUGUAUGCAGUAUUGACGAGAAAAAUACCUGAGGACUUCAAUGAGAGCAAACAUAUCGGGUUCACAAUGUACACAACAUGUGUAAUUUGGCUGGCAUUUGUACCGCUUUACUUCGGCACUGGUAACCAUGUUGCUCUGAGAAUUACCUCAAUGUCUGUAACAAUCAGUCUCUCAGCAUCGGUGACUAUAGCAUGCCUAUUCAGUCCCAAGUUGUACAUAAUCCUCAUUCAUCCUGAGAGAAAUAUUCGACGUGGAAUGGGGCCGUUCAGGGGCACUACACCGAAACCUACUAAUUCAAGUGGUCGGAAUAAUACAUCUAUGAUGGCCACUGUUACGCUCACUGCUGUUACUUGUGACCAGAACAAAGCGGUUAAUAAACUUGUUGUUACCACGAAUGAUUGUUCUACGCAGAGCGAGCAAUUCGAGAUGGACGCAAUCGAGAGAAAGAAUUCCAGGCCUCCGCCAACAUUAGUGAACCGAUCGACGCAGACCCCCUUAAACAUCAAUGGAAAGGAAAUAGACGUCGUUAUGUCUCCAGUAAUCAAAGGUCUGAAUAUCGACGAGGCCCUUGAUUCGGUGAAAUCGAUAAACAAUACCAAGAUUGGUAAUGGUCCACUCAAUAAAAAUGAAUUAUCAGUAUAGCAGAACAAUAAGAGAGUUCAGACGCUAGUUUUACAAGCUGAUCUGAAGCCCAUUUCCAAGCGACCGAUAAUUGUGUAAAGUAUCUCCUUAUUUUCAUUAUUUAUUGCAAUUUUCUAUUAUUGGAGUCAUGAUAUAUCGAAACUGGACCACAAACUCAAACGAAAUAAUCACAAAAUAUUUUUUCAAGUGAAAAUCCAUUGGAAAAAUUAUGUAUGUUUAUGUUCUAGGGAGAAUUCUCCAUUUAAAAUGAUCUUCCUUGACAAAAAUCCCUUGAUCUUGAAUUGAAAUUAUUCCUCAGGCUUAAUGAGAGGAUAGGAACAAUGAAUUUGUAGAUGAAGGGUGACUUUUUUUACUGGAGUUGUAGCAACUUCAAUUAUUUCACAUGAAAAUGUGAAUAAAGCGAAAUAAAAAAUGAAUCAAUGGUUCAUUCUGCACUGUGAUGAUAAAAUUACGUAAUAUAUUACUAGUCAAAUGAAAUUAAAGACUAAGGUAAAUUUAAAUAAUGAAUUGUAAAUGAAGAAUGGUUAUUUGAUUGAACACAACAUCUGAAAUUCACUCUCUUCAUCACUGUGAGCUUUUGAAUUUAUGGAAAAUUAAUGUUAAAAUACUAAUAAAUAUGUAAAUGAACUAGUAGAUAAUUGAGGAGAGAUUUAUGCGUUGAAGAAUUUAUAUUGAAUCACUGAGAUCAGAAAUAAUGCCAAAUUUUAUUAGGAACAAAAUCGUAUUAUCUUGUUGUACAUAACGAUGGACUCGUAUUUAAUCUGUAAAUAGCAGUUAUAGAUAGGGAAAUCAAUUGUAAAUAUUUCAAUGAUAAAUAGAUGAUGUUAUUCUAUCGAUAACUUAUUAACACGUCGUAUUAUGUGUAUAUAAAAUUUAUCUAUCAAGAGUAAUAUUAAUUGAGAGCGUGUGAAAAUGAGUGUAAAUGUAAUAUACAAAUUUAUGUCCAGUUAUCAACGAAUCAUUGAAUUAUAAAUUUAAAUUCAAUGUACAAUUAAAAAAAAUCUACAGACUAUUGGAAUUGAAUUGAGUGUAUGUAGAAAAUUUUAUUUAGAUUUAUCAAUGCGUCCGAUGUAUCCUUAUCCGAAUUAUCACAACAUCGUCCAACGCAGAUUUUGUAAUUAUGGAGGGAGCAAUGUGUCUUGUAAUGUCUCGUGUAUGAAAUUUAAAUAAUUAUAUUUCUGGUUGAAUUUUGCUCAAUUGUGGUGGUCAGACUCAAUAAUUUGAUGGUUGAUUUUUUUUCUGUAACUCUGGUUUUAGGGAGAGUAAAUAGUUUCAAUUGAGUAGACAAACGAUGAGAAGAGACGAGCCGAACAUUUUCAAAAAUCUGAGGAAAUAAUUUUCAGGGGAUAUUUUUGCUGGAGAUGCCAUUCGCGGAAAAAUUCAUAGCUAAA